Acanthopagrus latus (yellowfin seabream) is the source of this 3883-nucleotide messenger RNA. It is a transcript of the gene pank4, whose product is annotated as pantothenate kinase 4 (inactive). Gene Ontology annotation, cellular component: nucleus; cytosol. The record is from RefSeq and is a predicted model, not a curated record. Bases 36 to 2387 code for a protein of 783 amino acids. The transcript is spliced from 19 exons. NCBI's taxonomy places the organism in Eukaryota, Metazoa, Chordata, Actinopteri, Spariformes, Sparidae. Gene Ontology annotation, biological process: coenzyme A biosynthetic process. Gene Ontology annotation, molecular function: pantothenate kinase activity; ATP binding.
UACGUUACGCACGCGGCGUCAAAUCAUUGUCGACCAUGGCGGAAUUUGUUCGACUUGACAGCAGCACAAGUAGACAUACCAUGGACAAAAGCAUUACUCUGCCUCCUGACGAGAUAUUCCGCAACUUGGAGAACGCAAAGCGGUUCGCGAUAGACAUAGGUGGGUCUCUCACAAAGCUUGCCUACUACUCGACUGUACAACACAAAGUGGCCAAAGUUCGGUCUUUCGACAAAGCUACGAAGGAGGCUGCCAGUGACAAGCUCUAUGAAAUCUCCGUGCAGGAAGAGGUCACUGCCCGUCUGCACUUCAUCAAGUUUGAAAAUGCCUACAUCGAAACAUGCCUGGACUUCAUCAAAGACCAUCUGGUCAACACGGAAACCAAAGUCAUCAAAGCCACAGGUGGAGGGGCGCACAAGUUCAAAGAGCUCAUUGAGAGGAAACUGGGACUCAAAGUGGACAAAGAGGAUGAGAUGACUUGUCUCAUCAAGGGCUGUAACUUCGUGCUGAGGAACAUACCCCACGAGGCGUUCGUUUAUGCCAAGCAUGCCGACUCAGAGUUCCGCUUUCAGACGACUCAACCAGACAUCUUCCCUUACCUGCUCGUAAACAUCGGCUCAGGGGUCUCCAUAGUCAAGGUUGAAUCAGAGGACAAAUUUGAGCGAAUAGGAGGAAGCUCGAUAGGCGGAGGGACGUUCUGGGGCCUCGGAGCCUUGCUCACCAAAACAAAGAGAUUUGAUGAGUUGCUACAGUUGGCCUCAAAAGGGCAGCACACCAGUGUCGACAUGCUGGUUAAAGAUAUCUACGGAGGAUCUUACGGGUCUUUGGGCUUGACUGGAGAUCUUAUUGCGAGUAGUUUUGGAAAGUCUGCGACUGCUGACAAAGAGUUUUCUAAAGAAGAUAUGGCCAAGAGCUUACUCCAUAUGAUCAGCAACGACAUCGGACAGCUGGCCUGUCUGUAUGCGAAGCUCCACAACCUGUCCAGAGUUUACUUUGGAGGCUUCUUCAUCAGAGGACACCCCGUCACCAUGCACACAAUCACCUACAGCAUCAACUUCUUCACCAAGGGUGAAGUUCAGGCCUUGUUUCUAAGACAUGAAGGUUAUCUGGGAGCCAUUGGAGCAUUUCUUAAAGGAGCAGAGGAGGACAAUCCAAACCAGUACAGUUGGGGGGAGAAUUAUGCUGGAAGCUCCGGCCUGAUGAGCGUAUCUCCAGAUAUGAACCCCAUGCAGCGUGCACGCAGUGGGACGUUUGACAUGUUGGAGAUGGACCGUCUGGAGAGGCAGCUGGUGAACCUGCCUCUGCUGCAGGACCCUUCAUCUUACAUCCCCGACACCAUGGAUCUCACAGAGGACGCUCUGGCCCGAGAAUACUGGCUGUACUGCUUCGAAGAGGCCCUAGAUGGGGUGGUCAAGAGAGCCGUUGCGAGCCAGCCCGACAUGCCGGAGGCAGCCGAGCGAGCCGAGAAGUUCCGCCAGAAAUACAGACACAAGCUUCAGACGCUCCGCCAUCAGCCUUUUGCUUAUGGAUCCCUCACUGUCAGAAGUCUGUUAGACACGAGGGAACACUGUUUAAACGAGUUCAACUUUCCUGAUCCCUACUCUAAGAUCAAACAGAAUGAGAAUGACAUUGCCCUCAAGUACUACCAGAAGGCGGUGAAGUCCUUGGAGGAGCUGAGCUGGGAAGAGAGACAGUUCGCCCUGGUCAGGGGCGUCCUGGCCGGAAAUGUCUUCGACUGGGGAGCCAAGGCCGUGUCAGAUGUCCUCGAAUCCGAUCCUGAGUUUGGCUUUGAGCAAGCUAAACGACAGCUGGAAGAGCGACCGUGGCUUGUUGAUUGCUAUGACCAGUGGCUUGAGAGAUUAAAGGGUCCUCCUCAUAAGUGUGCCUUGUUUUUCGUAGAUAAUAGUGGAGUAGACAUCAUUCUAGGGGUGAUUCCUUUUAUCAGAGAGCUUCUCUCUCGAGGAACGGAGGUUGUGUUGGCCAGCAACUCUGGUCCAGCAUUGAAUGACGUAACGAAUGGCGAACUGCAAAUAUUGACUGAAAGAAUCGCUGCUAUGGAUCCAGUGAUUCAGGCUGGUCUGAGGGAGGACAGGCUGACGCUGGUCCAGAGCGGUUCCAGUUCACCCUGUCUGGAUCUGAGCCGUCUGGACAAAGUGCUGGCGAUGGUGGUUCGGGAGCGACAGACCGACCUGGUGAUCAUCGAGGGAAUGGGCCGAGCCAUUCACACCAACUACUACGCCAUGCUCAGCUGCGAGAGCCUCAAGAUGGCCGUCAUCAAGAACUCGUGGCUGGCAGACAGACUGGGAGGAAAGCUGUUUAGCGUGGUCUUCAAGUACGAGGUGCCGGCUGGAAAACCCAGUCAGGGCUCUGCGGCGGGGACGCCCUCGUGAGCCCGGCGGAGCUCGAGUUUGAGCAGGACAGAACGUAGAAGUCGAGCGGCCAGGAAGGAUCAGCUGGAGCUCUGAAUGUAAGGAUGGUGAUUGUAUACUGCCACUGAGUGAAAGACUGAUCACAAAGCUGACUGUAAAAUUAAGGCAGGUUUUUUUUUUUUUUUUAAGGUGAUCAUUAACAGAGAGAUGUUUUAAUUUUGACACAUUGUUGAUUUUAGUGCUGGUUUCAUGAACGUGGUUUACAACGCUUUCUUGCAGGUCUGUGCUCACCAUCCUGUUCAGUGACUUAGUUUGCUUCCACCAUCACCGCCUAUUGAUCUCAUCUGGAGUUUGUUUUCAUGGCUGCGUUCAGUAAACUUGAACAGACUGUUAUGACAGAUGAGACGUUCGGCUUGCAGAAAAAACGACUGAAAAGCGAAAGUUUAUUUUGCGUCAGUCAUUGACAUGCUGCCAACACACAACACUGAGCAGCCAUAUGGGCAAAUUGUUGGGUUGGAGUGUGUUUGUGUGUUAGAGAGCGAGAGCUGCAGCAGUAAUUACAGCUUUCAGCGGUAACACUUUUUACAUGAAGUGUAUUUAAUGUGCCUUGAGGCUGAUGUGAUGAAAGCGUCAUUCGCUUAGACCGCUUUUAAUUUAAGGCAAUCAUACCACACAGAUAUCUGCUUUUGUUUCCCAGCAACCUUUCGCCAUAGUCUUGGGAGAAUCUAUGGAGCUCCAUUGUUUCAUUACUGCCAUUGAAUGAUCUGAGAUUAAGAAAUGAAUCAUUGUCACUGUCACUUGUGUAGCUGUUAAAGUGGCAUCAGGGAAAACGUCUGAUCAGUGAGAGAGGCAGCACUUUAUCACCAAGAGAUUCAGUUGUGUUCCUCCACAAGGUGGCAGUCUUCUACUGUGAUGUAGUUUUUCAUGAUAUCUUAAAAUCUUUAUCCCAAGGUGCUUGGUGUCCAAAAUUAACACUGCAUAUUUCAGGUUAAAUAUUCUGUCUCUGAUCAAAGCAUCACUUGGAACUUGUUGUCACUGAGCUGGCCGUGGCAUGAGUCCAGGGAUUCAUUGUAACUAACCGGCAUGUUCGAGUACAAGCUGUAAUCCAUCUCUAAAUCAUACAUGCAAUUGUUUGAAGGCAAUAAUAACGCAGCAGGUAGUUGUAACGAACAUCAAACACUGUGUGAUUGUGAAGUGGUUGACUAUAUUGGUGACUUCAUCGUAAAUAUCUGAAUCUAAGGCAGGAUCUGAAUUUAAAAGCCUAAAAUGUUCCCCAAAGUUACAGCUGCUUGACAUGUGGACUCACAUUGCAAUAUUGUAAUUGUCGUUUGUACAUACAUGUGAUAUACAAGUGUGAGUGUGUGUGUCUAUGUGUGCACACACACAUAUAUAUAUUUCAUUUGCCUCACUUCAGUUAAGCACACCAAGCACAAUAUUUGUGUGUUAUUAUUAUUAUUAUUAUUAUUAUCCUGACAAUCAAUUUUAAUUAAAUGGUGAAAACCUUUUAUUUUAUCCUU